AGGGAUUGGCAGAGAGGGAUGGAGGACACUGAGUGGAGGCCAGUGGAGGGAUUGGCAGAGAGGGGUGGAGGACACUGAGUGGAGGCCAGUGGAGGGAUUGGCAGAGAGGGAUGGAGGACACUGAGUGGAGAGAAGGAUGGAGGACACUGAGUGGAGGGAUUGGCAGAGAGGGGUGGAGGACACUGAGUGGAGGGAUUGGCAGAGAGGGGUGGAGGACACUGAAUGGAGACCAGUGGAGGGAUUGGCAGAGAGGGUGGAGGACACCGAGUGGAGGCCAGUGGAGGGAUUGGCAGAGAGGAGUGGAAGACACUGAAUGGAGACCAGUGGAGGGAUUGGCAGAGAGGGAUGGAGGACACUGAAUGGAGACCAGUGGAGGGAUUGGCAGAGAGGGGUGGAGGACACUGAAUGGAGACCAGUGGAGGGAUUGGCAGAGAGGGAUGGUGGACACUGAGUGGAGGCCAGUGGAGGGAUUGGCAGAGAGGGGUGGAGGAC
Staurois parvus is the source of this 492-nucleotide messenger RNA. The record is from the annotation of a GenBank genome assembly. NCBI's taxonomy places the organism in Eukaryota, Metazoa, Chordata, Amphibia, Anura, Ranidae.